This is a messenger RNA of Pistacia vera, 801 nucleotides long. RefSeq names its product secreted RxLR effector protein 161-like. The coding region runs from base 1 to 801 and encodes 266 amino acids. The record is from RefSeq and is a predicted model, not a curated record. The transcript has a single exon. Lineage: Eukaryota; Viridiplantae; Streptophyta; Magnoliopsida; Sapindales; Anacardiaceae.
AUGAAAGACCUAGGAGUAGCUAAGAAAAUACUUGGAAUGAUGAUAGACAGAGACAGAAGUAGGAGUACCCUAAAGGUUCAUCAAACACCAUACCUACAGAAGCUGGUUACCAAAUAUGGAAUGUCUGAGUGUAAGCCAGUAACAAUGCCUCUUGCAAAUCACUUUAUCCUGACUAAGUCCCAAUGUCCUAAGAGUCCUGUUGAAACCAUAAAAAUGGAGAUUGUCCCUUAUUCAAAUUUGAUAGGUUCAGUAAUGUAUGUAAUGAUUAGCACCAGACCGGAUUUAGCUUUUGCAAUUUCUUUAUUGAGUAGGUUCAUGUCAAAUCCAGGAAGUGAUCACUGGAUUGCAUUGAAAUGGGUACUCAGAUAUAUAAACUGUACUGCAUGUAUAGGUUUAGAGUAUUGCAAAAGAACAUCUACACUUGAUCUUGUGGGGUUUGUGGAUUCAGACUUUGCAGGUGACAGGCAUAGCAGGAAGUCAACCACUGCAUACUGCUUCACCCUUGGAGGGAACUGCAUCAGUUGGGAAUCUCAACUCCAGCCUCUAGUUGCCCUAUCAAUGACUGAAGCAGAAUAUGUGGCCCUGGCAGAUGGUUUCAAGGAAGCUAUAUGGAUGCAAGGAUUAUUAACAGAAACUGAAUUGACUGACAGCAAAGUGACUAUCUUCUCAGAUAGUCAAAGUGCUAUACUGUUAAGUAAAAAUCCUAUCUACCAUGAGAGAACAAAACAUGUGGACAUGAGAUUUUACUUCAUUAGAGACCUGAUCACCAGAAGGCAGAUUGAUUUAACGGGUUCCCACUGA